ACACAGUCCAACCCGACCAAGAGAAGGAAUCAAAGGGAGCACCACAACAUUCAAGGUGAAGAGAAAACAAGAACACCACAACCAUGGAUCCAGACAUACCUACGCCCUCUAUUGAGCAUGGCGCCCCUCAAGACACCAACGGCGCCUUUACCACAACAACCCCAGGUCUCGUGUCACCCUCCAUCCAGGUGAAUCAUCAAGACCACCUCCACGCGCACCCAAACUUGUUGAGUGCCGCCGCGCAAAUACCCCUCCCGCCCUCUUCACCCAUGCGCAGUCCCUACCACACCCCUGCGCCCUCCAAGACCAAGUCUCUGUCGCCGAAACCGCCGUCGCGCUCGCCCUCUGUCGCGAGUUCAUAUCGAGGCGAGAGACAAGAGAGACAGUCCACUCCGACACUGGCCACCAGGAGGUCAACCUCCAGCCUGAGUAAUACCAGGGGCAGCACCCCUCAAUACCGCCGAGCGUCCUCCAAUCUCAACCCUCUCUAUCCUGCGGCAAAUGGCAAGAUGUCGCUUCCAGAACGCCCGCCUGUCACUGCCAGUUCGGUAGCGAAGGAGUAUUUUGGAAAAGAGUUGGAGGCCCAUAUCUCCCUACAAUCCCCUGUGGUGGUAAUAGUCCAUGAUUCGUGCUAUGGGCACCGCUUUUCCCGCCCGCGCACCUCGAAGAAUGCCCUCGCCACAAUUGUCGAGCGCCCGGAAAGAAUCCAUGCCACGUUGCUGGGAGCGUCUGCUGCCUACGUUCGCCUGGGAGGCCGGCAUGCUGACGGUGAAUAUGCGCCUUGCCCCAAGCACGAACCCUCACGCGUGUGCAACAUCCCCUUCCAGAUCCGCAAGACCUCUCGAAAUAUUCCUCUCAACCACCCUUCAGUCGCUUUCGUACACGGUUCAAAAUGGAUGGAAGAGUUGCAAAUCAUGUGCGACACCGCCGAAGGGAAAUUGGCCCUCAACGGGAAAGAGCUGGUGAGACCAAUUGGAUACGGCAAGGACGAGAAUGGAAAUGCCCUUCCCAAGCUGCACGAAGGCGACUUGUACUUGUGUGCGGAAUCGCUGGCCGCUUUCCAGGGCUGUCUCGGUGGCGUCUGCGAUGCAGUCGACACUGUCUUCUCUUCACCACUCACCAAGCGAGCAUUUGUCUGCAUUCGACCUCCUGGCCAUCAUUGCUCGUCCAAUUACCCCUCAGGCUUCUGCUGGCUGAACAAUGUUCACGUGGGAAUUGCCUAUGCGGCGAUGAAUCACGGCCUGACACAUGCCGCUAUUAUAGACUUCGAUCUACACCAUGGAGACGGUUCCCAGAAUAUUGCCUGGAACCACAAUCGAAAGGCACAGGGCGCAGCUAAGAAUGCUGCUGCACACAAGAAAACCCCUAUUGGCUAUUACAGCCUCCAUGACAUCAACUCCUAUCCCUGUGAAUGGGGUGACGAAGAAAAGGUGCGAAAUGCAAGCUUGUGUAUCGAAAACGCUCAUGGCCAGUCAAUCUGGAAUGUCCACUUGGAACCCUGGACGAGCCAUGAUGAUUUCUGGAAACUGUACGAGUCCAAGUAUAUGAUCCUGCUUGACAAGGCGAGGCUGUUCCUUCGCCAUCACACGGCAAAGUUGCGCGCUUCUGGAAACCAGUCCCCAAAGGCUGCCAUCUUCAUCUCGGCAGGCUUCGAUGCCAGCGAGUGGGAAGGUGCAGGCAUGCAGAGGCACAGCGUCAACGUCCCGACAGAGUUCUACGCACGUUUCACAGCCGAUAUUGUACGGCUUGCUCAUGAAGAUGACCUCGGCGUCGAGGGUCGAAUCAUUAGCGUCUUAGAGGGCGGAUACAGUGACCGUGCUUUGACUUCAGGUGUCCUCAGCCAUAUCUGUGGCAUGACUGGCGACAAUCCUUCCCUGGUUGGCAAAAGCGCUUCAGACGCCCAAGAGAAUAGAUUUCAAACAAUCAACAAUUGGGUACAAGACAUCCCGUCCUCUACUACCGGGCAGCAUUUUUCCUACUCAGCAAAUUGGUGGGCCCUUCAAAAUAUAGAAGAGCUUGAAGCUGUCGUCGCAGGCCGACAACCUCCAGCUUCAAAGGCAAAAGAUAAGACUGGAAACUAUUCCUCGCCAACACAAGCGUCUACUCUCAAGAUGACCGAGAAUGCUCGCGAAAAACGGUCAUUAUCAGCUUUGCAUGCCAGACUCUCUCUGGAGGCUGGCUAUGAGCCCCCGCCGCCCGACGUCGAUUGGGCCAUAGCUUCGUAUGAGCUGUCUCGUGUCAUCAUCCCUAGCGAUCGCCAAACCCUGAGUUGUACCCAUGAGGAACUCAAUGUGGAAGCGACAAGGGUACGACGAGAGCGGCCGUCGGCCGUCGGCUUACCUUCUGGCCCUGACGAACGGAUGCAACUUCGAGAUCGAAAACCAAAAGCCCCCCCUCCUAGCCUUUCGGCUGUCCGAGCAGUAUCGCGGAACGGCAAUCGGCGAACGACCAUCGCAGCAGUUAGUGACUUGCCUGAUCCGAACAUAGAGCACCCAGAACUGCCCAACGGAAGAAUGCGCCGAAGAUCCAGUGACGCAUCGAGCAUAUUGUCGAGCUUCCAAGGCAUGAAAUUGUCAGAUCAGGGUGCUGGUGACGCGGAGAUUAUGCCAAAGCCAUCAAAUGUACAAGUACCUUCAAGGGCACCCCCAACAGCCCCCGGGAAGCCAGUAAAGGCCGUUGCUGUAAAGAAGACGAGAGCACCACCUGUCACAAAGGCACCGAUAAAGCCAAAGUCUAGCCCUCGGAGGCAGAAAACUGUCCAAUCAUCUGUUACAGGCUUGUCCGAGGCCAAAACUUCCCCUAGCAUUGCCCAGGAGGAUGUAGUCAAAAGAGAGCCAUCUGUGCCCUCCCAAGAUGGCCGCAAAGAACUGUCAACUACUGAUGAGAUGGACAACCUUACAAAUGGGAUGAAGAAGAUUUCGAUUAAACUGAAAAUGCCGACAGGGGAAGAGCACGCCAGUAAACAGAACCAAAAGAUGAACGAUGAUAAACAGAAGAAGCCUCGUGCACCAAGGAAACCGCUGGUACCGAAAAAUUUAAAGCCGGCUAAAACGACACUCGUUGCAGAUCCGGGAUACCCGGUCAAUAUACAAACAAAGCUCCCCCAGGAUGGCCCCCGAGAAUCCUUUGAAACGCCCGCCGCAAGUGUAGCUGGAAUGGGAACGUCAACUGUUGUUACUCAAGCCGUUGAAGAUCCUAUCCCUGACCCCGGCGCGAAUUCUCUAUUUGGAGACAAAGGCACGGACAUGCCUCCACCAUACAUGGGACCACAGAAAGUCAACGGACUGCAAGAGUCACACCAGUCGACCACGCCAGGACCGGCCGUGUCUGUGCAUGUGUCAGAUGCGCAAGCUCCAAUAAAUAACCCUCCCUUCGUUCUUCCUCCACAGAGCUCCCAAAUUCAAAAUACCCCGGCCUACACUACUUCGUCGGGAGUGCCUUUGUCGGCUGGAACAGAUAACCCAGUCCAGAGAACAAAGCAGGACCUACCCGUCUUUACUUCAAGCUCUCCCAUUCCGUUUGCGGCCCCCACUCAGGACGAGCCACACUUGCAGACACAGAAUCAUGAACAAGCUACGAACCAGCAGGCUUCGGUCUGGGAGAUACCUGAGAUCUUGCAGCCAGAGUGAAAGAGAUCCUUCUGAAGACCAUCCAUUCUCUUAUUAACUUCUUGGAUGCGAUUGGUCAGGCACCUUCGGGUAUGAGCUUCUUGGAUGGUGUGAAUGGCAGGCUCCUUCCUACCCAUCCUCCUUUCUCCUUUGUUCUUCUUUUGUUUGAGUUAGAGAUACCCCCUACAGCAUUGGUUAGGAGCUUGGAUGUGUAAUGGGAAAACCAGGGUUAUUUUGAAUCCUAAUCUUUCGUUCCGAAGUGCAAUGAACCGCCUCAAGUUGGAAAGAGCAUGCUGAGAUCAGCUCCGCCAGCAGAACCAAUUGGGGAUCACUGCUCCUCCGGUGACAAAAGUAAUGAAAUACAUUCAGAUCGAUUUAUCAUCGCUCCAGUAGCUCUCGUAUCUUUUUGAACAAGCGAGACAGAAAACACACAAAG
Messenger RNA from Cladophialophora immunda, 4044 nucleotides. RefSeq lists its product as uncharacterized. The record is from RefSeq and is a predicted model, not a curated record. Gene Ontology annotation, molecular function: histone deacetylase activity. The transcript has a single exon. NCBI's taxonomy places the organism in Eukaryota, Fungi, Ascomycota, Eurotiomycetes, Chaetothyriales, Herpotrichiellaceae. The coding region runs from base 84 to 3629 and encodes 1181 amino acids. Gene Ontology annotation, cellular component: nucleus.